Messenger RNA from Helicoverpa zea (corn earworm), 2085 nucleotides. It is a transcript of the gene Gasz, whose product is annotated as ankyrin repeat, SAM and basic leucine zipper domain-containing protein 1. Gene Ontology annotation, molecular function: protein binding. The record is from RefSeq and is a predicted model, not a curated record. Gene Ontology annotation, cellular component: pi-body. Gene Ontology annotation, biological process: piRNA processing. The transcript is spliced from 8 exons. The coding region runs from base 121 to 1557 and encodes 478 amino acids. Lineage: Eukaryota; Metazoa; Arthropoda; Insecta; Lepidoptera; Noctuidae.
AAAAAAGUUUUGUUUUGAAUUUUAAACCUAACCUCAAAAUAAAUAGUUUAGAUGAAAAACAAUAUUAAAAAUCGAGAAAGCAUAAUUUAUUUUGCAAAAUAAUUUAGGGAAAAAAUUAUAAUGGCUCAAUUCUUGCCAGGUAGACCGGGUGGCGAGUCGGAUUCAGACAGCGAUGAGGACUACGGCUUUUACGAAAAGCCGCCUAGAAAUUACUACCAACAUCAACAGCAAAAUGAAAAGAAGCAGCUAGAAAUGGACCUACAGGAUGCCAUCAUAAAUGGAAAUUUACAUGAAGUUCGACAAAUUGUUACUACCAGAUUAAAUAAUGAUGUCAAUGUUAGGCUAGAAAGUGGCUGGACUGCUCUCAUGCAUGCAUGUUUUCAUGCACAGGACAUUAUUGUUAAAUACCUCUUGACAGAAGGCGCUGAUCCCAACUAUCGCUGUGAUGCCAUGACACCUGUGAUGACUGCUUGCUCAAACAGUAACGCCAGCAACGAUGCCAUAUACAACAUUGUCAUGGAUUUGAUAGCCAAAGACUGCAAACUCAACUGUAUCGACAACUACGGACAAACACCUCUUAUGAAGGCAAUAGGCUGUGGCAGGGUUGCUGUCGUUCAAAAAAUGUUGGAUCUGAAAGUUAAUAUUGAAAUUAGAGAUCUACAGGGAUGGACAGCGGUAUUCUGGGCAGCUCACCACAACCAACCAGAAAUAUUAGAAAUACUCAUAGCCCGAGGUGCAAGGAUGACGGAAGUUGACAAGUACAACCGUACACCGUUGGAGAUAGCAGAGUUACAUGAAUACAGUAACAUUGUUGAAAUUCUAAAAAGGCAUCUUCAGAUUCCGGAUGAACAUGAAGACUCAUUUUAUAUGGAAAUCACCACUUGGCACGAUUUCUAUCCAGGAAUUAAAAAAGGAGAAAAACCAGAUUACAGAAGCGAGAUACCACAUCUACUAUAUGGUAUGCAUCUUGAAAAUUAUACCCCAACGAUUAUGAAGACUGGAAUGGACUUGAGAACAUUUUUGCUGCUAGAAGAAAGUGAUAUGUUGAAACUAGGCAUGGAAUUACCAUACGAAAGACAAAGACUGAAGAGUGGGUUGCGAAAUUUUCAUAAAAGAAACUGGAAAAUAAAAGCUGUGGCCGGAAUGACCGCACAGAAACAAGAAAAUUUUAGUAUGCUAAACUACUUAACAUCGUUGGGAUCUCAUCUCCAUCAAAUAUAUGUAUUAGAAGCGACAUUGCAGUACACACUGCGGGAAUACAAAAAAAUUCAAGACCAAAUCAAAUUUGAACCCCCAGACUCUAUGCUUCGUGAUAAAUUACAUGAUGCGGCAAAUAAGCUCCUUUCAUACAUCGAUAAUAUUAAAACAGCUUCUGAAAGAGUAGAAAUAAUACUAAAGAAGGUGGCUGAAAGUAACCCGGAGCCUGCGGAUCUCAUCAAAGAGAAGUCAAUUCAGGACACGGUCACGGGCUAUUUCACCGAGGCCGUGGUCGUCGUAUCCAUAGGUUUGAUGGUCUACCAUGUUAAAAACUUAUUCUCCUAUCUAGCGAGAAAAUAAAUGUGUUGUUCUCUUUUUGUUAUUUAGUGUAUGUAAGCAAUAAAGGGCUGGGCUGAAGUAUUUAUGUUGCCAUAUGACAAAAUUAUUAUCUCUCAUUUUCAGAUGUGCUUGUGUUGCACUACGCAAAAUUUUUAAUGUUGCCAUAUUAGACAUUCUGUCGUUUAUCGAAAUUUUAAAGCAGUGUUAAAAAUGACUUAAUUUAACGUUUGAUAAUGAAUAUUAUGGCAUAAACUAAAUUCUUAAUGCAACUCGAGCAAACCAUUGAAUACCUACGUAAUGAGCUAUGUAGACACUUCAGGCUACUUCAACUCUUGAAAGAAUUUAAAAGUAAAAUCACUAAGUGAAAUCUACUAUUAAAUUUCUGAUGUAUAGCACAAAUGUUAUGUAAUACACAUAGUUUUAUGUUAACCAAAGGACUGUUCUACACACAAAAGUUAAUAGAUUUGAACUGCUAAAUAAUAAAUAAUAUGUUUUGGUACUUUGUACUUAAUAAAGCGGCUUUCAAAAAUGUAUAGCCACGAAAAUCAA